Molecule: messenger RNA, 4454 nt
Organism: Canis lupus familiaris (dog)
Lineage: Eukaryota; Metazoa; Chordata; Mammalia; Carnivora; Canidae
Gene: SUN1
Product: Sad1 and UNC84 domain containing 1
Exons: 23
Coding region: 162-2933 (923 amino acids)
Biological process (GO): nuclear envelope organization
Cellular component (GO): nuclear envelope; meiotic nuclear membrane microtubule tethering complex
Molecular function (GO): protein-membrane adaptor activity
Source: RefSeq, a predicted model, not a curated record
GCGUUGCUCCCGCCCCGCCCCCAGGCGCGGCCGCUGGUUGGCUGGUCCGCAAGGUCCCCUCUGGGAUCGGGUUGGGGCGGCGCGGACCAGGCCUGGGGCUGCAGCGGCCGCGCCGUCGGUGGACCCUGUGGCACGAGGCAGUAUGACUUGAGGCCGUGACCAUGGACUUUUCUCGGCUUCACAUGUACACUCCUCCUCAAUGCGUGCCUGAGAACACUGGCUACACGUAUGCACUCAGUUCGAGUUAUUCCUCUGAUGCUCUGGCUUUCGAGACUGAGCACAGAUUGGACCCCGUGUUUGAUUCUCCAAGAAUGUCCCGCCGUAGUUUGCGGCUGGUCACCACAGCAUGUGCCACGGAGGAUGGCCAGGCUAGGGACACUCACUCCUGCUCCAGUAGCACUGCCUCCCUGAAGGACAGAGCGGCCCGAACAGUAAAGCAACGCAGAAGUGCAAGCAAACCAGCUUUCAGUAUUAACCACACCUCGAGAAAGGUGGUGUCCUGUGGUGUGGGCCAGAGUGGCACUAGCACGCUGUCCAGUGCGGCCUGUCUCCGGCCUCCUGUGCUGGAUGAGUCUCUGAUCCGUGAACAGACCAAAGUGGACCACUUCUGGGGUCUUGACGACGAUGGAGAUCUUAAAGGUGGAAAUAAAGCUGCCACUCAGGGAAAUGGGGACCUGGCAGCAGAAGCCGCCAGAAGCAAUGGCUACACAUGUAGUGACUGCCUCUUGCUAUCCGAGCGCAAGGACACACUCACAGCACACUCUGCCACCCACGGGCCAUCGCCACGGCUCUACUCAAGGGAUCAGGGUCAGAAACGCGGUGCCCCUUUCCACAUGGAUAGGAUUUUGUGGCUGGCCAAGGACACUUCGUCAUCCUUGUCAUCAUUCUUAGUCCAACUUUUUCGAGUGGUUUUAAUGAAGCUCAAUUAUGAAUCAGAAAAUUCCAAAUUGAAAAGUUAUGAAUCAAAAGAUCCUGAAUCAAAAAGUUAUAAGUCAAAAAGCCAUGAAUCAAAAGCUCAUUCCAAUCACUGUGGGACAGUGAAUGUAGGAGGGCUUCUCAGAGAGGACGGCCAGCUCAGUGUGCAUGGGGAGUCCAUGUGCAAUGACUCUAAGGGGAAGGAGCUCCUUGAGAUGCACAGAGCUAUCCGCCAGCAGUCCUCAAGUCCAAAAAGGGUGGCAGGGGCCAUUUGGCACAUCUUUUCUUACACAGGUCACCUGUUGGUGCAGAUGCUGCAAAGGAUCGGAGCUUCUGGAUGGUCUGUGUCGAAGACACUGCUGUGCGUUCUUUGGUUGGCCAUGGUCGCUCCAGGGAAGGCAGCCUCUGGAAUAUUCUGGUGGCUCGGGAUUGGAUGGUACCAGUUUGUUACCUUGAUUUCGUGGCUGAAUGUGUUUCUUCUUACAAGGUGCCUUCGAAAUAUCUGCAAGUUUUUAAUCUUGCUCAUUCCACUAUUACUUUUACUAGGUGGUGGUCUGUCCUUGUGGGGCCAAGGGGACUUCCUUUCAGGCCUGCCUGUGUUCAACUGGACACGCAUAUAUGGAACCCAGCGGGUGGACAGCCCCGAGAGCAUGUUCACACCUGACGCUUCUCAGCUGAGCCAGGAUGGUGAGGCUUUCCACGAGCAUCGGAUGAGCGAGGUAGAAAGGCAGAUGACCUCGCUGUCUGGACAGUGUCACAGCCAUGAAGAGAAGCUCAGAGAACUGGCCACUGUACUUCAGACACUGCAGGCACGGGUGGACCAGAUGGAUGGUGAUGGCGAGGCGACGCUAUCCUUGGUUCAGCGUGUGGUAGGGCAGCAUUUAAAGGAAAUUAGUGCCGAUGGGCUGUCGGACUCUCAGACUGACACCGUGACUUUCCGUCAAGAGCACGAAUUGCGCCUCUCAAACCUAGAAGACAUUCUUGGAAAGCUGACGCAGACGUCUGAGGCUAUCCAGAAGGAAUUAGAACAGACCAAGCUGAGAACAGCCAGUGGAGCUGAGGAAGAGCAGCGCCUCCUCUCUGUGGUUAAGCAUCUGGAAGAGGAGCUGGGUCAUCUGAAAUCAGAACUGUCCAGUUGGCAGCAUUUGAAAACCAGCUGUGAGGAGGUUGAUACCAUACAUGGGAAGGUAGACGCCCAAGUCCGAGAAACUGUCAAACUCAUGUUCUCCGAUGGGGAGCAGGGUGGUUCUCUCAAAUGGCUGCUACAGACAGUUUCUUCUCAGUUCGUGAGCAGAGAUGACCUGCAGGUUUUAUUACGGGAUUUGGAGCUGCAGAUCCUGAAGAACAUUACGCACUACAUUUCUGUGACAAAGCAGGUCCCAGAUUCUGAAACUGUAGUAUCUGCAGCAAACGAGGCAGGGAUUUCCGGAAUUACAGAAGCGCAAGCACGUGUCAUUGUGAACAACGCCUUGAAGCUGUAUUCCCAGGAUAAGACUGGCAUGGUGGACUUUGCUCUGGAGUCCGGUGGUGGGAGCAUCCUGAGUACGCGCUGCUCUGAGACGUACGAGACUAAGACUGCGCUCAUCAGCCUGUUUGGGAUCCCACUCUGGUACUUCUCCCAGUCCCCCCGAGUUGUGAUCCAGCCUGACAUACAUCCAGGUAACUGCUGGGCAUUCAGGGGCUCCCAGGGGUACCUGGUGGUGAGGCUGUCUAUGAAGAUCCGCCCAACCGCCUUCACUCUGGAGCACAUACCAAAGACGCUGUCGCCCACGGGCAACAUCACCAGCGCCCCCAAGGACUUCGCAGUCUAUGGACUAGAAGAUGAAUACCAAGAGGAAGGGCAGCUUCUGGGACAGUUUACGUAUGAUCAAGAAGGGGAGUCACUCCAGAUGUUUCACGUUCCAAAAAGACCUGAAGGAGCUUUUCAAAUAGUGGAACUGCGGAUUUUCUCCAACUGGGGCCAUCCUGAAUACACAUGUCUCUAUCGGUUCAGAGUUCAUGGAGAACCCAUCAAGUAAAGACUCCCCUGUCAGUUCUUGUACAUUUGUAUAUACGAGGACAGCCUCAAACACUGGAACCCUUCCCGCACCAGGGCACCUAGGGCAUUGGGGUGAUGUCACCCCUCAAUAAACGCUGCCCAUUGCCGGUGGGAGCUGGCGCCCGGCUCGCUCUUCUGUCCACAGGAAACACUGCAUGCCGAAUGCCUAGCUUCCCUGAGAUCUGCUGGCCACAGCCCAUCUCUGGGAAUCUGAACGUGCGGUUCACAAAGACAUGUAUGUUAUUUUGGGGAUUUGGUUUUGAACAUAAAGCUCUUGAUACUUGUAUUUUCUCACCAUCAGGAACAAAGUAAGCGAGGUUAGAGGUCAAAGUGUUGAAGCUUUGGUAUUUAGCCUUUCACUGGCCCUUCUAAAGGACUUUGGGGGCAGACCUGUUUCAUCUGUUCCAUCCAGCGCACAUUUCUUUCAGGGAAAAACAUGUCACCAAAUUUCAGAGUUCUGAACUUUCUCUCCUGUUCAGCACCAGUAGUUAAUAUCAGUCCCAGGUGUGGAAUAACGGUUUCUCUGCUGAGUUUGCUCCUUCUCAGACAGACUUUCACAGGCUCAGUAUGGCUCAUGUGGUCCUGAGCUGGAAGCUGGUCUGAUGUAAAAGGAGGGUGGUUUGGAUCUCAGCUCCGGUGAAUGGAGCAGGCAGGUCUCAGCAAGGCUCUGCCCAUGAUGAGGGUGAGGGGGGGGACAACUCUGGACCCCAGGAGCCCAGAAAUCCAAUCUUGGGGUGGCAUCAGGUUUGUUUUAAAUUUUGCUGCGAAGUUGAACACUAAUGUGCUCUCAGCCUUUCAGAAUCUUAAGUCUUUACUCCACCGAUGGUUCUCUGAGGAGACCAUCGAGUGUGGCUCACCAUUACACUGUAGGGUUAUCAUUUUUCUCACGGUGGCACUUUCUUCCUGGCUCUAGUUGGGAUUUGCCUCUUAACUACAACUUUUGGCCAUUCUCAAUUCCUGAGACUCGUUUUGUUAAUAUUUAAUAUUUAGACUAUUUUACUGAGCAGACUUUAUAAAUAUUUGCAAGGCACUUAAAGUGUUACAGAUGUUUUAAAAAUUAUUUAAGUUUUAUUGGGUUAAGACCGUUCUUUCGGUGUUCUCAUAAACACUGUAUUUUCAGAAACAGAAAGUGAUGGUGCUGACUGGAGUUUUGUGUGUACCGCACAACUGUCCUCGACUACAUAAAGUAGCAUUUUUUUCACUAUUAGAAUUGGAAUUAAAUAAUGCCUAUGCAGUUAAGUUGGAUAAAAUGUAUACAGAUGUUUCAGAUAUUACAAGAUAAAUAUAUAAAUCAAAAUUUCCUAUAUAAAACUAAAUUUGGGAGUUGGGUGGAAAUAUUUUGAAUAUUUAUUUUUAAAGAUGCAAAAUAGGACUUUGUGCACGGUAUUUUUGUAAAUGCUUUUCAAAAUACUGGUCUUUGGUAGUGCUUCUUUUGCCGCCACCAAAUUGAUAAGAUGCUAUUGAAAUGUUUAAAUAAAGAGUUUAAAUUUUUAAAAGUGCA